Messenger RNA from Alnus glutinosa, 809 nucleotides. RefSeq lists its product as uncharacterized. The record is from RefSeq and is a predicted model, not a curated record. Bases 100 to 588 code for a protein of 162 amino acids. Lineage: Eukaryota; Viridiplantae; Streptophyta; Magnoliopsida; Fagales; Betulaceae. The transcript has 2 exons.
CCUAUAUAAUUGUUCUCAUCCUUUUUCCAUUCCACCCUCUUCCUCAUCGAACUGUCUAGACACCCCAACUCUGUUUCCGCUUCACAUUGACAAAUCUCAAUGAUUCGCAAACGAUAUCAAGAAGCCAAAACAGGUUUUCAACUGGUGAAAUCGAUGAAUGCCCAGAAGUACUUAAAGAAAGUAGGACUGGGCAAAGAGGACUACCACUUCUGGAAGCAAAUUGGCAAAGCUCUAUUGUGCACGUACACGCUAUUUGGUGUCGCUUGGCUCUACAACGAAACCUCACCGCUAGGCUGGUGGACGCUGAAGCCUCGGCCCAAGGAAGAAAAAGAAUUAGCCCACCUCUACGAGCGGCGAGAAUUUCCGUACCCGGGUGACGAGGAAGCAAUGGAAGAGUUCGUUACCAAAGGGGGAAUGAUCGGCACAACAAUCGGUCCGAAGGGGAUUGUUGAAACGGAUAGGGAUGCGUAUAACUAUCAGAGGGACUUGCAGAACAAGAAGGUUGAGCAAGAAGCUCAGAAGCUGUGGUUGAGGAUGAGGAACGAGGUCAUUCAAGAGCUUCGAGAGAAGGGGCAUGACGUUGAAUGAGUUCUCGUUGAUAUGGUUUUGUGAAACAUCAUGCGCUGUUCUAAUUUAUUUUAUGAAAUGAAGGCUGAAUGGAAGUUGAAUGGUUUUGUGAAAAUAAUCGUUGUAUGAAAGUUUGAGUUGAGUGGCCGCUGUUAAAGUGUUUCCUCUUUCUUGUUUGAUGUGUUCUUGCUCUGAAAAGAGAAAAAUAAAAAUAAAAGAUAAACCUCAGUCAAUUUUAUGCA